Caenorhabditis sp. 36 PRJEB53466 is the source of this 3009-nucleotide messenger RNA. The record is from the annotation of a GenBank genome assembly. NCBI's taxonomy places the organism in Eukaryota, Metazoa, Nematoda, Chromadorea, Rhabditida, Rhabditidae.
AUGUCAUCGGGACUUCCGCCGAUUCUCGCGUCGGCUCAACCGGCUGCCAACGCCUUUAGGUACCGUAAUGGAGGCGAGGAAGCCUCAAGAAGAGCAUUCAUUUUUCCAGUUUCAACAACGGAUUGACGCCAUUCGGCUACUUUUUCCCGCAGAUUCCGGGCGUCGCUCCGAACGGACAGUUGUCCGCCAACACGCCCAAUUCGGCGUCGUUGAACCGAUUCAAAGUGAAGAGGCAUCGGCAGAGAGUGGACGCCGGCGAGCCGCGGAAUACCUAUCAGGUAGGAGGAGUGUUCAAGUAGUGGAUCUUACAAACCUUCAAGACGAUAUAUCUCAGCUGUCUGAUGAGAUAUCAACUAGUGGUCAACUGACAAAAUAUGCACACUUUCUUGGAGAACGAUUCAUUAGUUGACAACUUUUUGAUAUAUCUUUAGACAACUGAGAUAUAUCGUCUUGAAUAGACGGUGUCUUCAUCACAUCCACGCACUUUCUCAUCAAUCGAUUUCGCUAAUAUAUUCUGCCUCGGUGGCAUCUGUAUUCCUAAUCAGUUCCUCCCUCUUCUCUUCUCCUCCCUUCCCUUCUCUUCACUUUUUCAUUCAUUCCAGGGCACCACCACCACCACCUCCUCCUCUUCCUCCAUCACUUCCAACUCGUCUGCCACGUCUUCUGCCACCUCAUCAUCCAUCCAAUUCACUCCGAAAUUCGAGAAACGUGAAGAAGCGAUGACACCGAGUGUCGAGGCGGAAGCACCGAUCGGAGAACAGGUACUUCCGCCGGUCCGCAUGGGGGGCAAAGCCGAUUAACCUCGAAAUGUUUUAGGAGAAUACUCAGGAGGAAGACGUUUCCGUUUCGAUCGAAGCAGCCAAGCCGGAGGAAGGCGACAAUGAGAGCGGCGGAAUGUUCGAGAACGAUGACGUCAUCGAGGAGGAGUUUGGCGAGCGCGAGAGCCCCGGAAGCAACAGCUCGUCGGCGUCGAAAAGAAAGUGCUUCUUGCCGCAGAAAAUCGGAGAACAACUAGGAAUCGAGAUCGGAGAAGGUGCCAGUACCCAUCAAGAACUUCCAGGAGCUCAUUGUCUUUCAGAAACCGAACAAAUCCAUGUGACGGUGGGCGGAACAUCGGAAGAGCCGCCGGCGGACGAGCCCGAAGAGGCAGAGGCAGCAGAAUCGAAAGAACUGUCGGCGAUUCGGUGCCAACUGCAGAACGGCAACUUUGCAGAGUCGCAGAGACGCGUCUACGCCGCAUUCAUCGAGCAACAAAGGAAGCAAGUGACCGCUUCUCAGGUAUAUAUAUAUUUAAGAAUAAUCGGAGAGCCAACCAACCACAAACACGAAUGAUUCAGAUGGGACAGCUCGUGCAGGCGAACAAGAUCAACUUCGAUCUGCUGAUUUCGAUGCUCAAGAACGAGAUUGUGAACGGGCUCGCGAAGAACAUGGAAAAGGUGGUGAGGGACUGGAUGGCCGACGAGAUGGCCAAGCUCGAGGCGGCUCAGGUCACCGCUCCACCGCCCCCAUUCCAUCCGAUGUUCGCCAACAAUCCGCUCUUCCACUUGCCCACACCACACCGUAAGUCUCCAUUCUCCCUCUCUCUUGUCUCUACCCUCCGCAACCCGUUUGCCCGUCGGCCGAAUGGUCUAGUGGUAUGAUUCUCGCUUUGGGUGCGAGAGGUCCCGGGUUCAAUCCCCGGUUCGGCCCAUCUUUUUCAUUUUUUACUCCAUUUUCAGCAGUUGGUGGCGGCGGUAUCUUCCCAACGAACUUCAACGCGUUCAAUGCGCUCUCGGCGCUCCGCAAAAACUUCCAGGAGAACGAAAUGGAGAAUAGGCGGAAAAGGAAGUUGGACAUGAAGCGCGAAGAGGUUAUGAGCAGCCGAGCGUCUCCGCUCAGCGCCUCGGCGAGUCCGCCGCUCGGAAGAUUCUUCCAGGCGCCCACGAUGGUCGCCCAUCCCUACGGCGCCAUGAAUUUCGUGGACCGCGAGGACUCGCCGACCAACUCCGACGAGCUCAGCGACUGCGGCUUCGAAGGCAACGGAUCGAACUCGCAGUUGACGCCGAUGCACCUGCGGAAGGCGAAGCUCAUGUUCUUCUACACGAGAUAUCCGAACUCGAACCUGCUCAAAUCCUACUUCCCGGACAUCCGAUUCAACAAGAACAACACUGCGCAGCUCGUGAAAUGGUUCAGCAACUUCAGGUCGGUCCUUGACAAAAUCCCAUUUAUGCUUUUUAUGAUGAUGAUCAUGAUGAUGAUGAUGAUGAACAAACGCCUUCCCAACUCGUUUCCGUCUCCAGACCAAACAAUGGAGGAGAACCUCUUAAAAGACGGGCACGGUCUUAGGUGUGACACGCGUCGUUGACGUCGAAAAGGAUGUCUUCGUCGCCUCCCCCUUUUUCUUCAUCAUAAUGCCCCUCUUUUCGGAGGAGGAAUGGGAUUAUUUAUUUGAAUUCAUCAUUUCAUAGACGAGAGGGGUGUUCAAACACAAGCAUUUCAGAGAGUUCUACUACAUCCAAAUGGAGAAAUUCGGGCGACAACUGCUGGCCGAAGGCGUUCGCGAUCGAUCGGAAAUUUUUGUGACCAAGGACUCCGAGCUGUUCAAAGUGCUCAACACCCACUACAACCGUAACAAUCAUAUCAAGGUCAAACCUUUUUUUUAAUUGUUGUUUAACUCAAAUUUUGUUUUCAGCCACCAGAUCGUUUGGUUCUUGUGGUCCAGGAGACUCUGCGUGAGUUUUACGAUGCUAUCAAGUUGGGAAAAGACGCGGAACCAUCGUGGAAAAAGACCAUUUACAAGGUUUGUAGAGCAAAUGUUAGUUUACGUCAAUGGGGAUCGAACCGAACCAAAACCAAAACGGCGCCAACAAAAUAGAAGAGUGCUCUGCCACUGCGCCACGCGUGGCACCCUUCGGCAAGCUCUCUAAGGCCUACUCAAGAAUGCGCACGUUUCAGGUCAUCAACCGCAUGGACGACCAAAUUCCCGACUUCUUCAAAGAGCCCAACUUUCUGGAGCGCCUCGAAUCUUGA